AUGGUCGGCCUCGGUACUUUGUUCUUGCUUUCAACAAUCGUCAUCCUUGUUAUAAAUAAGAGACAACGAGAUGCUGUCCUGGGACGACUUCACUUCCGAAGAAGACGCACUUCAGGGGCAUCAACACCACCUCGCUCUAUCUCUCCUAGCAAGAAAGCUUCUACAAAUAGCGCUCCAGACUAUAUCAAUGCUUUCCCACCUUCGAGGCGGUCGGCUCUUGCAGAACUUGCGAAGACGCUUCCCUCGGCGACUUUGAAGCAAUUCAUUAGCACCGAACCAUCAGGAGAAAUCCUCGUGGAGCAUGCCUUACCAACCACGCAAACCUACAAUCUCGAUAACAAAGUUCCCAAAUACACACCUACAGGAUUCUCCACUGCAGAAAUCAAAGCAAUUGGUGAUUUCCCUGCAUACGAUAUUCUCAGUGGCGUCCCACUUCCACAGCCAUAUAAGAAUUUCGCCAUCACCAAAGCUCUUCCAAGACCUUACCGACCUUUGAGAUGGAAGUACCACCAGACCAUGUCUUUCCAGAAGAUGGAGACGGACUGGUGGCUGGAAGUCGAAAAUACCUACGCAGCAAGAGUUAAAGAACGCCAAGGUUUAUUCAAGGAAUACGGCAGCAAAGUUCUCGACUACCUGCCCGGCUCUGAGCUCGCCUGCAAGGAACUCAUGGAAAUGUGUCUUCAGUUCUACUGCGCCAGAUACCCUGCCCACUUCUCGCUCUCUGACGACAAGAAAACCUUCCACAACAAACUUCUCGGUACAGAGACUCUUAUCAAACGUUUCCACCCACUUCACGUCCUUCUCAAUAACGUCCCAGAAGACUUUGCCAUCGUUCUCCGCAAUGAGCAGGACGGCAUGUACUAUUUCCGUGCUGGAAUUAUUUGCAGCUCGCUGGGUUGGAACGUCGGCACAAAGAUCGGAAUGCAGCUGGAGCAAAUCCAUGGCAAGAUCCCGGACUACAAGGAGAAGAUGUCGUUCAGUAUGGACCGGUUUUUCAGCAAGAUGGCAACAAACUCACCGAUCCAGCGAGGAAGCUGGGGUCUUGAGGUCGGCACGCCUCUGUUCAUGCCACCGGGACAUCCUCACGAGGCGCUUCGGGAAGUCCAGAACCCAGAGCUGAAGAUCGAAGAGUGCAACUUGAGAGUCGAUUGGCAGACUUUGCGAAGGUUGCCGCUGAGUGGAGGUAUCGUCUUCAACUUCAAGGCGCUUUUCACUCCCGUGACUGAGUUUCGCGAUGAGCCGUAUAUCCCUGCCCUACUCCUCAAGAUCUUGAAGGAAGGCAAGAAGAACCUGAUGGAGUACAAAGGUACAUGGCAUACUGAGCACGUCUGCAUUCCGAAGUUAGAGGAAUACGCAGCGGAGCAGGUGGCUAAGGGAUGGGUGGUGCCGGAGAUGGAGGGAGAGGAGGAGUGGAAUGUUGCAACGCUGGCUGAGAGUCCAUAUUUUCCUGGCUGGGAAGAGAAAUGGCAUCGUCAGCAGGGGUUCUAG
This is a messenger RNA of Cadophora gregata, 1488 nucleotides long. RefSeq lists its product as uncharacterized. The transcript is spliced from 2 exons. The coding region runs from base 1 to 1488 and encodes 495 amino acids. The record is from RefSeq and is a predicted model, not a curated record. Lineage: Eukaryota; Fungi; Ascomycota; Leotiomycetes; Helotiales; Ploettnerulaceae.